CGCAGUUUUCUUUCUCACGCUUGCUUUAUUGUGCUAGCUAGCUAGCAACCACCAGCUACUCUCGUGGAAUAUUUUUUCCUCUUAUUACAACCUUUCAUUCAUUAUCCAUUUCCUAACUCACUUGAGUAAUGUCGGAUCCAAGAAUACGACAGAUAAAAAUCAAGACUGGAGUUGUAAAACGGCUGGCUAAGGAGGAGGUGCUGUACAUGAAGGAGGCGGCACAACAGGAGGAGCGCAUCGAGCGGCUGAAGGCUGAGGCGGGGGACGAAUAUCUCAUCAAGAAACAGAUGGAGGUGCUGCAGGAGUCCAGAAUGAUGAUUCCUGACUGUCAUCGCCGUUUAGCCAUGGCUCGUACUGACCUGCAGCAACUGCUGGAAACAGAAGAGGAUCUGGGAGAAACAGAGGAAUAUAAGGAAGCCAGAAGUGUUUUAGACUCUGCUGAAUUGGAGGGAUGAUGUAAACACACACACACACACACAGAGUCCCAAGUGUCCAUUCCAUUUGUCAGGACUUGUUAAGAAAUGUCGAUGCAAGCAGAUGUGUCUGUUCCUCCUUUUUGUAUGUGUUUAUAACUUGCAGAAUGAUGUGCCACUCUGUUGCUAACAUUCUGAUGAGUGUUCAGAUUUACAAACAUGAAAUAAACUCUCUUUCUUUACUAUA
Messenger RNA from Electrophorus electricus (electric eel), 660 nucleotides. It is a transcript of the gene tbca, whose product is annotated as tubulin cofactor a. Gene Ontology annotation, molecular function: beta-tubulin binding. Gene Ontology annotation, cellular component: cytosol; microtubule cytoskeleton. Lineage: Eukaryota; Metazoa; Chordata; Actinopteri; Gymnotiformes; Gymnotidae. The record is from RefSeq and is a predicted model, not a curated record. Gene Ontology annotation, biological process: post-chaperonin tubulin folding pathway; tubulin complex assembly.